AUGAAAUUUAUUGUAAAAGUAAUUUUAUUAGUAAACAUUUAUAGUACAAUUUUUUGUCACCUUCAAAAUAUAAAAUACACUCAUAAGAAUCAUUUACUAUUCAUAUAUAUAAAAAAUAAUAAUUUCAUUUUAAAUACUAAAAAAUUCAAGAAAAAUGAUAAAUACAUACGUCAAAAAAGUACCUUCUUAUCUUCAUCAGAAAAUGAACAAAAUGAUGGUAAUGUAAAUAAGAAAAAAAAUAAUACAGGAGAUAGUAUAAAGUUUUAUGAUUUUUCACACCUAUAUAAACACUAUAAUAUAGAAAAAAAAAAAAAUAAACAAAGUAAUUCAACAAAUGACAACCAAGAAGUAGUAAAUUGUAUGGAGUCAGAACAUGUAAGUAAUAUAAUUAAUGAUAAUAUUAUAAAUAAACAAAAUAAUAAUAAUAAUGAUGAUAAUAAUAGGACAAUAUAUAGUAAUAAUGAAGAAAAUAAUUCAUAUACACAAAGCAGUAGUGAUACCACUAAUAAUAAAAAUAAUAGCCUACUUGUAAAAGAUGAUCCAAAUAGAAUACAAAAAGUUAUAUUUGAAAAUGUAUAUGAUUAUAGUAGUAUAUUUAAAGAGAAAGAAAAAAAACCAUAUGUGAAAACUUAUGUAGCUAAUGUUUUUCAAAAAAUGCCUAAAUUUAAAGAUAAUACUAAAGUUAUUAAAGAUGCUUUAUUAUAUUUAAAAUUUAUUGAAAAAGGAAAUUUAUAUUUAAUUAAAAAUGUUGAUAAAAAAAGUGUGAACCCUGAACCGUAUGAUGAUUUUUCAAAUAAACAAAAAAAAAAAGGAACAAAAAAAGAUAAAAUCAAAUUAGAAUUAACAAGUAUUUAUAAUAAUAUUAAUAAAGAAAAACAUACCAAAAAAAGAAUAUGUAAAGAGUGUUGUAUAAAAAUUGAUUUAUAUACUAAACUUUUAUCAAGACCAUUAAAUAAUAUUUAUAAUAUGCAUAGAAAUCUAAAAAAAUUCUUACAUCCAUUCCAAUAUAGCUUAUAUGAAAAUACUGUAACCAAUUUAUAUAAAGACGGUGAUGUUUCUAAUUCUUUAAGCGAUGUAUUAAAUAAUAUAUUAGAAGUAAGGAAAUUAAUAACUUCUACUGGUAAAAUGUAUGCAGGACAAUUAAAAUAUUUAAAAACAUGUAGAGAAAUUUUCCGUACAUUAAAUGAAGCUAUUGUAGAUUUAAAUAUUAUUUUACAAUCAGGAAGAAAAUGGCUUGAUAUAUAUAAUUCAUAUAUCAAAAAAAUUAGAAAAAUUAAAUACAUUGAUAUAACUAAACCUGCUAUAUCAAUUAUAGGAUGUACAAAUGUUGGAAAAAGUAGUCUACUUAAUUCAAUAACAAAUUCGAAAUCAAAAGUUGCAAAUUAUAAUUUUACAACAAAAGAAUUUAAUCUAGGACAUUAUUCUUUUGCAAAUGAUAAUGAUAUCUUUACUACACAAAUUAUGGAUUUACCAGGAUUAAUUGAUCGUCCAGAAGAUAAAAGAAAUCUUAUGGAAAAACUUUCUUUAUCAUCUCUAAAAAAUAUACCAUCAGCUGUUAUCUAUGUUUUUGAUCCUUUAAAAAAAGAUGAUCAUAAAUUUUCAUCUUUAAAAUCACAAAUAGAUAUCAGAUAUUAUCUAAGGGGAUUAUUCCCAUUUAGACCUUGGAUUGAUGUCAUAACGAAAUCUGAUUUAAUCAAUUUUGAUCAAGUUCAAAUACCAAAUGAUAUAAAACAAAAUGCUCUAUUCUUGUCAACCGAACAUAAACCUUCCCUAUUACCUCUAAAGGAAAGAAUAAAUGAAGUUACAUAUAAAUUGAAUAACUUUUUAAAUAAACAUAUCAUGGAAUAA
Plasmodium gaboni is the source of this 1848-nucleotide messenger RNA. RefSeq names its product putative GTP-binding protein. The transcript has a single exon. Gene Ontology annotation, cellular component: nucleolus. Gene Ontology annotation, biological process: ribosomal large subunit biogenesis. The record is from RefSeq and is a predicted model, not a curated record. Gene Ontology annotation, molecular function: GTPase activity; GTP binding; RNA binding. NCBI's taxonomy places the organism in Eukaryota, Apicomplexa, Aconoidasida, Haemosporida, Plasmodiidae. The coding region runs from base 1 to 1848 and encodes 615 amino acids.